CCGGCCCCUUUAAGACCGACGCGGCCGCGCACACACUAAAAGCGCAGCCGCCGCCUCCUCGUUCCACUCCGUUGCUGCUGCUCCUCUUGUCGUCCUCGCCACCACCACCGCCGCCACCAUGCCCAUGUUCACCAUCCAGACCAACGUCUGCAAGGAUGCCGUGCCCGAGAGCCUGCUGGGCGACCUCACCCAGCAGCUGGCUAAGGCCACCGGCAAGCCCGCGCAGUACAUUGCUGUGCACAUCAUACCUGAUCAGAUGAUGUCUUUCGGGGGCUCCACAGAUCCCUGUGCGCUCUGCAGCCUCUACAGCAUUGGCAAAAUAGGAGGGCAGCAGAACAAGACGUACACUAAGCUCCUGUGUGAUCUGAUCUCUAAGCACUUGCAUGUUUCUGCAGACAGGGUGUACAUCAACUAUUUUGACAUGAAUGCUGCCAAUGUGGGCUGGAAUGGCUCCACCUUUGCAUAGAGCUCUCCCAUCUGUCUGAAGAAGCUGCUCCUGGACCAACCCUCAUCCUGUCCUUUAGCAGAGACCACCACACAAACGGCCCGGUGUUGCAUUUUGUGCCCUCUCACAGAUUGAUGGCUCCUUGGUAGUGUGCUUUGAAUAUUGCUGCUUCAAUGGUCCUCUGUCUUUUCUGUGUAGAAAACAAAUAAAGAUUUAGAAGUAA
Colius striatus (speckled mousebird) is the source of this 668-nucleotide messenger RNA. RefSeq names its product macrophage migration inhibitory factor (gene MIF). The record is from RefSeq and is a predicted model, not a curated record. Lineage: Eukaryota; Metazoa; Chordata; Aves; Coliiformes; Coliidae. The transcript has 3 exons. Bases 119 to 466 code for a protein of 115 amino acids. Gene Ontology annotation, molecular function: cytokine activity; phenylpyruvate tautomerase activity.